CGUACAUUUUUCCAGCUUACUUCUCUCUCUCCUGCACACACACUCACACGGUCGCGGCUGUCAGCGCUCUGAAGAUGGUGGCGGCUGCUGCCUCUGUGAUUUGCCCACAGCACAGUUGCUUCAGCUGCUCCAUCGUGUCAAGUAUGGCCAGAUAACCCGGAGAGAAGAUAUUCUCAUCGCAACGUGGACUACAGAGGGAUUCAAGGAAAGGCUCUGGUAUCAUUUUAGUCUUGGGUUAAAGUGGAAUGAUGUAGAUCUGUAUGAAAACAAACCUCUCCUGUCUGAUCCAGUCGGAUUCAAUUAAAGUGGUUGGAUCGAGGCGGGGCUCUGCUUUUUAACCUGUGGGGCUGAGGUGUGGAAGGGAAGGGGAGGGGAGCGUGGAGCGGAGGUGGGGAUCUUUUAAUUAGCUCCACUCGGUCUCUGCAGGCUUUUCAUCUUCUUGCGAAGGGUGACCCAGCUUUUGCAGGCAAACUUCAGACAAAAGAAAAUACUCUUGCUCUCCGCUCAAGGCUACAGUUUUGUUUUUUUUUUCUUCUUCGCAGCUGCCAGGUGGAUAUUUGGACUAUAUAUAGAGAUUUAUUUUACUGUCACGCUGGACUUGUGACAUGUGGUAGGAUGAUGAACUAAAAAGUGCUCCCAGGAUAUCCUUAAGCAGCGUGUUUGUGCAGGAGUCACCCACAGACACGCUUUUUUAAUAAAUCCAAACGUCCCCAUUGGUUGCGUUUACACAUGCUCGUGGACCUCUGCAAGAUCCGCUCCCAACAGAGACGCCUGUGAGUUCGGAUAGGGAGCAGCCGUGGAGAAACCGGAGUGGGAAGUCAGGAAAACACGGGGCUAAGUGUGUGAGAAUAUUUGGGAUCAGGCCCUGCAGCAAAAAGCAUGUGGCAUGUGUUUGAAAGCUCUCUUGGUGUGUUUUUCUGCGCUCAUAUCGCCUUAUGUGUGGAAAAGAACCGUCCCUUUAUUUCAUCACAAGUACUAGACCGCAUAACUCUGCGGCUGAGUUACUUUGCAUGAAGUUUUGCCCUGUCCUGUAAACAAAUCAUGCGCCUUUUGUGCAGGAAGUAUUACUCUCUAUAGACAACUUGAGGAAGUAGGGGGGAAAGAGACUGAAUGUGGACCGGGCAUUAAAGUACCCACUGUGUUGACAAGUUUUCAAAAAAACGCAACAUAAAAAUGUUUUCUAAACCAAUUUCCCCCUCCCAACCUUUACUUUUGGGAUAGAUUUAUGGUUUUGUGUAAUAUUUUCCAAUGACUGGAGCAAGCUGUGGGCUGUUUGGACUGGAACAGAGCAGGCAGUAAGUGAACCUUGCAGUCUCAAGUGCGUCUAAACAGACGGGAAUGUAGAGGAAUGCAGGGAUUGACGUCAAGAGGGGCUAUUAUGAACUGCUCUAAAGCUUUGGAUGGUUUUCUGGUAUUGCUACAACCAGAGCACUGAAAUCAUUUUCUACUGUUUCCACAUGCUUUGCCUUACCUUCCUGUCAAGAUUUCUCUCACAAUUAACGGUGCCUUCUAAUAGUAGUUUUCAUUUUGGAUAGAGCAAUAGACAACAUGGCAUCUCCCCAGCAUCAGAAACUGCUGCCACACAACACAGAAGUGAGCUGCGACUCGAGUGGAGAUGGAGGCGUCUCCGUGCGAAUUGGCAGCAGUGUCAAACACAGGCAUGGAGGAGGGCCGCUGGGUUCAAUCGGAGGAGGCUUCAUCGGGGGCACCAAGCACUGCAAGUACAGCAUCUCAUCUAGCUGCAGCUCAGGGGAGUCUGGGGUGAGGAGGCCCAUGGUGAAGAGUUUCCGUGCUAAUAAGGGGAUGCCCCAGCUAUUCGAGAGGUCAGCAGGUCAUUUCUGGGACCCUAAGUUUGACUCUUCUAUCCUGGAGGAGGCCUGUAGAGAGCGAUGUUUCCCUCAGACCCGGCGGCGCUUUCGUUAUGUGCUCUUUUAUCUGGUGGCUGCCAGUUUCCUCUGGGGGUUGUAUUUUGCUGCCCAUCCUUCCUGCUGUGACAUAGUUGUUUUUCUCCUCCCAACUGCUUCCUUCCUCAUCUUCUGCCUUCUCCUCUUUCUACUGACUUUUACCAAGCUUUAUUCUCGCUGCUACAACCAGGCUUCUCUGCUACUUAUCUUUGUAACCUUCAUAUUGACCCUGGCCCCUCAGAUCCAGACAUUAGGAUUCAGGGACCCAGAUUCCAGGUCAUCUGAAUUUGAUGGGGGGGAAAGCCAUGGCAUAGGGCCCACAAACAACAAGUCCAACAACAAGUUAGUUGGGGGUUCUAAUAAGUUUCCCUGCAUUUCUCCUGUGGGCACUUUCUCCCUCUGUAUUGAGGUUCUACUGUUACUGUACAGCGUUCUGCAUGUUCGUCUUUAUGCGUCUCUUAUGCUUGGGUUGCUGUACUCUGUCUUGUUUGAGACCUUGGGCUGUUUGCUCCCAACCCAGGCGGGAGAGAGCUGGAGCUGGGUUUUUUCCUCAGAGUUGGAGAUGUUCAGUUGGUUGGGUCCGGCCAAAGCCCUGCUUCAUCUCUGCGCUCAUGCUAUUGGCAUCCACCUGUUUGUCAUGUCUGAAGUGCGCUCACGCAGCACCUUUCUUAAAGUCGGACAAGCUAUUAUGCACGGAAAAGAUCUGGAAGUGGAAAAAGCCCUGAAGGAGAGGAUGAUCCACUCUGUUAUGCCGAGAAUUGUGGCAGAUGAGUUGAUGAAGCAAGGCGAUGAGGAAAUUGGUGAUAAUUGUGGUAAACGUUACUCUACCAGUGGUGCAGCUGCAGCCAUUUCCAGCCCAAAAAACAACAAGCGCAAGAAAACCUCAAUUCCCAGAGGUCAGAUCAUCUUCAGACCCUUCAACAUGAAACGAAUGGAGCCCGUCAGCAUCCUCUUUGCAGAUAUUGUAGGCUUUACCAAAAUGUCUGCCAACAAAUCUGCUCAUGCCCUUGUUGGGCUUUUAAAUGACUUGUUCGGACGUUUUGACAGACUCUGUGAGCUCACCGGCUGUGAAAAGAUCAGCACUCUGGGGGACUGUUACUAUUGUGUGGCUGGCUGUCCAGAACCUAGACCAGACCAUGCCUAUUGCUGCGUAGAGAUGGGCCUGGGCAUGAUUCAGGCAAUUGAGCAGUUCCGCCAAGAGAAGAGGGAGAUGGUGAACAUGAGGGUGGGUGUCCACACUGGCACCAUAUUGUGCGGCAUCCUGGGGAUGAAACGCUUCAAGUUUGACGUUUGGUCGAAUGAUGUCAAUCUGGCCAAUCUGAUGGAACAGUUGGGUGUAGCAGGGAAAGUCCACCUUUCGCAGGCCACUUUUGACUUCCUGGAUGACCGAUACCAGCAUGAAGAUGGACAGGUCAACGAGAGGAUAGGACAGAGUGUGGUGGCUGAUCAGCUCAAAGGCAUGAGGACCUACCUUAUCUCCAGCAGAAAGGUGGAGGUUCACUGUAACUGCACCCAGAUGGGGUUGUCUGGUCCAGGGAAUGCUGACCCUCAAUGCCAGAUGCCCAGAUUGCACACGCCUGAUGGGGCCUGCACCCUUCCCUCAGACAAAACCAAGUCCUGCAGUGUGACCCUUAUAGCAGGCGAGGAUCAGAUUCUGGAAGAAGGAAUGGUACAUAAUGGCUGCCGUGAUGACAAAACCAAUAUCAGCAAGGACUCUUCAAAUCUGAAGUGUUCCCCUGCGGUAUCCGCUGGCCGCAGCCCCAAGACAGUGAAUGGCCUGCUCAGUCCUCAGCUUGAGGCCUUGAAUAACAGCCAGACUUCACUGUGUGAGAUGCUGCAGGAAAAAGAGAAGAAGACUUGGAGUGGAGGAGCCAUGGGCAUGGACCACUCUGCGCUCAUCCCGCUGCGCUCCAAGAACUUCCGGGAACGGAGUGAUGCUCAUUUUGUGGAUGUUAUCAAGGAGGAUAGUCUUAUGAAGGACUAUUUCUACAAGCCGCCCUUACACAAGCUGAGCCUCACCUUCCUGGAGAGGAGCCUGGAGUCUGCCUACCGGAUAAGCUACCAGGAGGAGGUGGAGAAUCAAGGAGUAGUUCAGACGUUCGCCAGCCCGACGUUCAGUUCUUUCCUGGAUAUGCUGCUGUGCAGUUUAGUCGUUCUGGCGCUCUCUCUUGCCUGUUUCCUCCGACCUCUCGUCACCCAGCAGAGUCCGUCCAUACCUGCACUUAUUCUCACAGCUGUAGCCACCCUGCUGGAGGCUCUGGCUCUGCUGUUUGCUAUUCGUAUGGCUUUCUAUCUGGACAGUGUGCUGAGCUGCACUCGGGUGCUGAUGAGGGCCGUCUCUGGCUGGAUACUUCGCCACUUUAUCGGAGCUGUUCUGGUGUCUUUGCCUGCUCUGGUAGUCUUCUCCCAUCUCACCUGUGACAUGUAUAACUCUAUCCAGUUUACUAUGUUCAUCCUCUGUGCUGUCAUCAUAGCUAUUAUUCAGUACUGUAACUUCUGCCAUCUCAGCUACUGGAUUCGCUCCACAGUAGGCACACUGGUGGGGCUGGCAAUGCUUGCACUGCUCUGCUGUUCCCCCUGCAGGUCUUAUGGUCAAAGCAACAUCACAAUCAGUUCCAUUUUAAUGUUUGACAACUCAUCAAGUUCUGAUCGACAACCCGACUCCAACCCACACAAACGUCUUAUUCCUGAAGCCUGUGUGGCCUUCUUUCUGCUCCUGCUCCUUGUUUGGUUCCUUAACCGUGAAUUCGAGGUCAGCUACCGUUUGCAUUACCACGGCAAUGUAGAAGCUGAUCAGCACCGCAUCAAGAUUCAGAACAUGAGGGACCAAGCUGACUGGCUUCUACGCAACAUAAUCCCAAUCCAUGUAGCGGAGCAACUUAAAGUCACCCAGAGUUAUUCCAAGAACCACGACAAUGUGGGGGUCAUAUUUGCCAGUAUCGUGAACUUCAGUGAAUUUUAUGAAGAAAGCUACGAGGGAGGCAAGGAGUGCUAUCGCGUUCUCAAUGAGUUAAUCGGUGACUUUGAUGAGCUUUUACGCAAGCCUGCCUUUGCAAACAUUGAAAAGAUCAAGACCAUUGGUGCAACAUACAUGGCUGCAGCCGGACUAAACACUCAGCAGUGCGCAGAUGCGGUGCAUCCUCAUGCGCACCUUCGCGCUCUUUUCGAAUUCACCCUGGAAAUGAUGCGAGUGGUGGAUGACUUUAACAAGAACAUGCUCGGCUUCGGCUUCAAGCUUCGCAUUGGCUUUAAUCAUGGGCCCCUGACAGCCGGCGUGAUUGGAACCACCAAGCUUCUCUAUGAUAUCUGGGGCGACACUGUCAACAUCGCCAGCCGCAUGGACACAACGGGCGUGGAGUGCCGCGUUCAGGUCAGCGAGGAAAGCUACUGUGUGCUCAGUGGCAUGGACUACGAGUUUGAUUAUCGAGGGACGGUUAACGUCAAAGGCAAAGGUCAGAUGAAGACGUUUCUUUAUCCUAAGAGCAGUGACCGUGGCCCCGUGCCUCAGUACCAGCUGUCAGUCUCACCAGAGAUCCGAGCGCAGGUGGAUGGUAGCAUUGGCCGGUCUCCCACUGAUGAGAUUGCAAGCAUGUUGCCAACCACCAGCAAGAAUGCAAACAGUACCAAAACGAUGGUACCCAGUGCCAGCACUGGUUCCUCAAACACAACAGGGCUUUGUCAAAUGAAAGACUCAGUCAUCCGUGAAAGAUGUCCCUCCACAGCCGCUUCAUGUGCCAGACGAUCCAUGUCACACAGUGGCUUAACAUCAAUACCUGUAACCAGUCUUGAGGGACACUCGCCAAGUAACAAACAGCUCAUAGUCUCAUCCUCAAUCCAGCAACAUGCACUACAACACUCACCAAGAAAAGACACAAAAGACAAACUAGAGAAUAGCUGUGACAUUAUUACUGGAGAUUUAACCAGGCUUUAAGUACUUGCCACAACAGCACUUUUAUUACCAACCUUUCCUUUAAGCUUUCAUUACUACUAGCUGCCAUGUGUAGAAGCUAUACGUUUGUCCAACUUCAGGUAGAGAAGGAAGAUUUGGACAGACACAGAAAGCUGGGUUGUACAAACAAGCCAGGUUUUCCAUCAGCCAAAAAAGAGCUUGUUUGUAGUGUAAAUGUGAUUGGCUGAUAUCAUCAGAGGUGCUUGGGGAAACACACAUAGGGUGUUGGGCAGAUAUUCAGAGAAAAUGGAAAUUUGCCUCCUAACAAUCCCAUGGUCUGCCAUUAACUUACUUGAUUACCUUUGCACCUUUAAUCUUGAUUGUUUCUUUCAAAUGUGUUUUAAGUGCCUUUAGACUAGAAUAAGAUUUAAACAAGGCCUUUUUAACUCAAUAACAACUAAAAGGAAAACCUUUACAAGCGAAAACUUUCUGGAAUAAAACUUUGCUGUUGGUUUACUUUUAUGAACUAUAUUUUGCAAAGAUAUAUUUUUCUUUCUAUCCAAGAGGAGAUCAAUAAUGUGAGAAAUCAUACAAAUGGAUAGUUAGAAUUUUUGAAGUGAGGUUCUGUGAAGUUUCCAGUAUAAACAGUGAAUGCAAAGAGAUACUAAGAUACUUGGUCCAUCUGACAACUCGAGGUGAAAAUGUUUGUAUCCAUGGGAUACAAUGUUUUAUCAUUACCUGUCUGAAAUUUCUCAAGAUAAUGUUAAAUUUGUUGCUGUUUUUUCAGCCAAACAACAUCCGAAUUACUAAGCAAGUCACUAAUCUGGCAGAGGCUACUGGGAUAGCAGUCCGCCAGGAUAAUUUCUAAACAACUGUGCAAACUGGAAGAGCACAGGAGCGUGCCAUCUCCGAUUCUGAUGGACAAAAUCCAAAGCAGUCGUCGCUGAUGCGUCCGAUGGAUACACCCAGCAGCCAAUGUAACAACCAACAUGUUUUUAGUGUAGUAACAGAGAUUUUGUUCAGCUUAGAAAAUGGCAAAAAAAAAAAUGACAACAGCCUCUUAUGAAAGUUUAAAUGUUUAAUAUCUCCUGUUUUAAUAUCUCCACAGAGUCCCAGGGAUAUUGACAUUUUCAGUUGUUGAUGUCUGAAAUGUGUUAAAAUAGCUAAAACGGGGUCGUUUGACUAAUUCUUCUGAGACACACAAAGUCCAAACGUUUACUCAAAUCUCGCAGGACCUAGAGCGGACUGAUGAGGUGAAAGUGAUGAGGCAGAUUAAUACAGCUUCAUUAAUUAACACUACGUCAGCUUAGAAAACAAAAACGGGUAACAAUAUACUCCCUUGUGAAGGUUUUGAUGGUAAAUAUCUCUCACAAGUUAUGAGACGUGGAAAAGCAAAUGAAUGCAUCAACUUCAAUAAUGUUGCACCCAGUCCAAAUGCUCUACUCUUGGUGGUCUUAAAAUAGACUGACGAGUCAAAGCUGGUGAGGUAAAUUAAUAUAGAUGGCAGCCAACAAAACUAAUGUAACUUUAGCAUAAUGACAGGGUCGUUGGCAUAUUAACAUUAGUAGAUAUUAACUGACUGAAAGUGUCGGAAGUUAUCCACUAAUCUAGCAUCGUAUUCCAUGUAUAAAAACAUUUUAAGUUUGAGUUGUUUUAAGUUACUAAAGUUAGCUAAAACGUUUGCCCCCAUUUAUUAAAUGUUAGCUUUUCACCGCUUUGAGGACUUACUCACUUGUUUACAAACGUAUGUUGAUAUGACAUCAAUAAGGGAACUAUUAUUAAUGGCUUUCUUAAAAAUCCACAAAUAUCCCUUUAAGUGAAUGAAAUAAAGCAAAAUGUUGUUUCAAGAUGGCAAAAUCUGCAUAAUAACUGCUGCUGUGCCUCAGUUCGUGUAAAAACCAGAAAACUCAUGAAAGCAAUGGCCAGGACUAAUCGGUACAGAACACUGGCGGAUGACGCUGAGCUCUAUGAGCAUAUCCGCACGAAUUAAAUGUUGCAUGUCCUUUAUUUUAUAAUGCAUUCAGGCAAUGGUUAAGCUCCCCUAGAGUUACUCAGAUGACGGAAAUACAAACAGGUUUGCUGUUGUGGCAGGUUUUCACUGACUACAAUUAAGAUCUUCAUAUUCCCAAAUCACUAUGAGAUGAUUUCUUCAGCUAUACUUAAUCGGCAUGGUUGCAGCAUUGAAGGCUUCUGGUUGUUGUGCCUCCAGCCCACAACUUAGACUCUUGUGGGAGCUGAAGAUGCGUUUGGUGUUUUGCAAGAAGCUGACAUACCUGUAGAUGGGUUUUAAGCCAUGAUUUCAGAUGGACUAAAUACAAAAAAAAGUAACUGCCUAAUGGGUUGGAUUGCAUUACACUGUGUUAAAGUAGUUCUUAGUUUUCUCAAGACGAGGAUAAUCAAUGUUGAAUGUCACAAAUGUGUUUGUGUUGUUACAUGAAACUUAAGCUGUUCAUCUAAGACGCUCAACUCUCCAGGAUCUCAAAGACAUUACUGGAUGCAAACAGCUUGAUGCUUUUGCUGCUUCAACCUUUAGUGUCAUGAAACUUAAUGUGCUAGCACUGUAAAUGCAAAAGGAGUAUCUCAAAUGUAUUUCAUAUUCCUAGGUGUUUUUAAAGCUUUUUUUCCAUGCUAUAAUGUGACAUUUUCUGUCAUUCUAGCUGAAAAUAGAUUGCGUGCUCAAGAGCAAAAAGCUACAGUUACACUCACUCGUCUUAAUUUUGGAUGUGUUUAAAAAGUAAUACAUAACAAUGUCCUCAUAUAUUAAAGCUGCCAAUUCAUAUUUAAUAAAUGUGAUCCAAUUUGCCUUUUGUCUAAAAAAUACUUCUGUUAACCAUUUCAGUUAAUAUUUGUUAAUAUUUGUUCUCUAUAACGCAGAUGCUUAUAUUAUAACAUAUGUACAAAUAAAGCAUAAAAUGGGAACCUUAACCUUAAAUCACAUUUUAUUUUGACAGUUUUCCAAAAUGCCUACUGUCUUCUCAUGAUUAAUUUGUAAAUAAAGAAUUAGGUUUUAUAUUUUUCUUUUUUUCCAUUUUAGUUCGGUAUUAUGUGCCAUAUGGAGCUGGAUUAGUCUAAAUGUAAUAAUAGAAAAUGAAAUGGAAACUUUUUUUGUUUUUUUUGCUCUUGAUCACACAACCCUUGUAGCGCAACAUGUUUGUGACACUACAGAAAGGGGGGGGGGGGAUCAUUCCUAUACGUUUAGGUGAUGGUAGAAGUAAACGUGUUGUGGAGAAAGCAUAAACUUUACAUGUCUUUAUUUUUUGGGGUAAUUUUGAUUAGCUUUUUUGAACUCUGAACCUUUUUGGGGGACAGAAAUGAACAAUAAUAUACAUGUAUGAUUCCCCAGAGUCUGAUUUUUAUUUGCUUUGUUUUCUUGCCUGUACAUGAGCAUACAGUGUAUUGAUUUAGCAGGAAUAAUUGAGAUGUUGGUGACAUUCUAAACCAGCAUAAUAGCGCACUGGGAAAAUUAUGAUGCCAAAGAGUGUCAUUGCCUUCUUGUACAAUUUCUUUGUGUGCUGUCUCUAUUUUCUGGUUGUUUUCCCAUACACAUGCACACACUGUUAAAAUGCAAUUGCACAAGGCUCUUGUUUUUGAUGUACAUUAUGCCUUUCUACUGUAAAGCAUUUUUAUUAUUUAUAUAAGAGCAUGUUAUUGGGUAUUAAAUAGUUUAGAACUGGACAACUUUAAAAAUGAUGGUAUAAUACUGUUUUUUUUUUUGCAUGUGUAAAUCUGUAUGAGUGUUUAUAAAAGUGUGAAGUUCUAUGGUAUCUUCUGAAAGAAGGGAUUUGGAAAUGUGUCCAGUUUUCUCAUAAUAUACAGUAAUAGAGGUAUUUCAGCUAAUAUUGCUAAUAGGUAAAAGUGGAGUAGCUUGCUAUUACUCCCACACAAUAAAUUAAUAUGUUUUGUGUUGUAUAAGGCACGCUAAUAGGUGAAGUGAAAGUUAACGUUGAAUAAAAGUCACAUGCUGAAAAUGAAAGAGAAUGUUUGAAUUUACAGCCUUAACAUUUCUUAGACUUCUCUUAAGGGGGAAUAGAUUGUAAGUUGGUCUUUAAAAUUUUGCUUUAUCCCUAUUGUUUUUGUCUUGGACUGUUUAAUCCUAAAAUUAGAACAUAUUGCACAUAGUACUUAAAGAUAGAUGGAUGUUGUUUUCUAAAAUGUGUGUAAUUAAAUAAUAAACCUCUAAUAAAAACGUUUGCUUUCCAAAUCUUA
Molecule: messenger RNA, 9999 nt
Organism: Girardinichthys multiradiatus
Lineage: Eukaryota; Metazoa; Chordata; Actinopteri; Cyprinodontiformes; Goodeidae
Product: adenylate cyclase type 9-like
Exons: 9
Coding region: 1549-5835 (1428 amino acids)
Biological process (GO): cyclic nucleotide biosynthetic process; adenylate cyclase-activating G protein-coupled receptor signaling pathway; intracellular signal transduction
Molecular function (GO): adenylate cyclase activity
Source: RefSeq, a predicted model, not a curated record